Molecule: messenger RNA, 1924 nt
Organism: Osmerus eperlanus (European smelt)
Lineage: Eukaryota; Metazoa; Chordata; Actinopteri; Osmeriformes; Osmeridae
Gene: cct5
Product: chaperonin containing TCP1, subunit 5 (epsilon)
Exons: 12
Coding region: 122-1747 (541 amino acids)
Biological process (GO): protein folding
Cellular component (GO): chaperonin-containing T-complex
Molecular function (GO): ATP-dependent protein folding chaperone; ATP hydrolysis activity; ATP binding
Source: RefSeq, a predicted model, not a curated record
UUCCAGAAGUCGCCAGCAGAUCAGUGCGACUUAACAGCGCAGCUGCACUCCAUCUUUUCAACUUUAAAAGUCGUAAUUUUAUCUGCAGACACUUAUUGAGUGUCCCCGUCCUCCAUUCAACAUGUCCUCAAUGGGGACUCUAGCCUUUGAUGAAUAUGGAAGGCCCUUCAUAAUCAUAAAAGAUCAGGACAAGAAGACACGGUUGUCGGGCCUUGAUGCACUGAAGUCUCACAUUAUGGCAGCGAAGGCGGUUGCGUCGACGCUUAGAACGUCUAUAGGACCAAACGGCCUUGACAAGAUGAUGGUUGACAGGGAUGGUGAGGUGACAGUCACCAAUGAUGGUGCCACCAUUCUUAGCAUGAUGGACGUGGAUCAUCAGAUUGCCAAGCUAAUGGUGGAGCUCUCAAAAUCCCAGGACGACGAGAUUGGUGAUGGGACCACAGGAGUUGUUGUGUUGGCUGGGGCUCUCCUGGAGCAAGCAGAGCAGCUGCUGGACCGGGGCAUCCACCCCAUCCGCAUCUCGGAUGGUUAUGACCAGGCAGCUCGCAUCGCCAUCGACAAGCUGGACUUGAUUAGUGAGACCUUCCCUUUCGACCCGAACAACAGAGAGCCCCUCGUCCAGACCGCCAUGACAACGCUGGGCUCCAAAGUAAUCAACCGUUGCCACAGACAGAUGGCAGAGAUUGCAGUGAACGCAAUUCUCACUGUGGCAGACAUGAACAGGAAAGAUGUGGACUUUGAGCUCAUCAAGAUGGAGGGCAAGGUGGGGGGCAAGCUGGAGGACACACAGCUCAUCAAGGGAGUCAUCGUGGAUAAGGAGUUCAGCCACCCUCAGAUGCCCAAGGUUCUGAAAGACACAAAGAUCGCCAUCCUCACCUGUCCGUUUGAGCCCCCCAAGCCUAAGACCAAGCACAAGCUGGAUGUGACCUGCGUGGAGGACUACAGAGCUCUGCAGAAGUACGAGAAGGACAAGUUCCUGGAGAUGAUCCGCCAGAUCAAAGACAACGGUGCCAACCUGGCCAUCUGCCAGUGGGGCUUUGAUGACGAGGCCAACCACCUGCUGCUGCAGAACGAGCUGCCGGCCGUGCGCUGGGUGGGAGGCCCUGAGAUCGAGUUGAUUGCCAUAGCGACGGGCGGGCGCAUCGUGCCUCGCUUCAGCGAGCUGACCCCCGAGAAGCUGGGCUCGGCCGGCCUCGUCAAGGAGAUCUGCUUCGGGACCACCAAGGACCGCAUGCUGGUCAUCGAGGAAUGCAAGAACUCCCGGGCCGUCACCAUCUUCAUCCGCGGAGGCAACAAGAUGAUCAUUGAGGAGGCGAAGCGUGCCCUCCACGACGCCCUGUGUGUCAUCCGUAACCUGGUCAGGGACAACCGUGUCGUCUACGGGGGCGGGGCCUCCGAGAUCGCCUGCGCCCUGGCUGUCAACAAGGCAGCAGAUAAGUGUCCCUCAUUGGAGCAGUAUGCCAUGCGGGCGUUUGCUGACGCGCUGGAGGUCAUCCCCAUGGCUCUGGCUGAGAACAGUGGGCUGAACCCCAUCCAGACCAUGACCGAGAUCCGGGCCAAGCAGGUCACAGAGAACAACCCAGCCCUGGGCAUCGACUGCAUGCACCUCAACAACAACGACAUGAAGCAGCAGCACGUUAUUGAGACUCUGAUCGGGAAGAAACAGCAGAUCUCUCUGGCCACCCAGGUGGUCAAGAUGAUCCUGAAGAUCGAUGACAUCAGAAGCCCCGGGGAGUCUGAGGACUGAGGGACCAUCUGCGAGGCUCUGCAGGUGGCAGCGUUAUGAGAAACUGUUCUAGAACAGUCUCAGGCACUUCCCAGGCACUCUGUACCAACCUGCGUACUGUUAUUUAUCACUUGACAGAAACCCUCCCUUCAAACUGUUGUAGUUGUGAAGAUGUCAUUAAAAUGUUGGUCUGUGAAA